This is a messenger RNA of Sycon ciliatum, 1393 nucleotides long. RefSeq names its product ubiquinone/menaquinone biosynthesis C-methyltransferase UbiE-like. The transcript has a single exon. Gene Ontology annotation, molecular function: methyltransferase activity. Bases 40 to 894 code for a protein of 284 amino acids. The record is from RefSeq and is a predicted model, not a curated record. Lineage: Eukaryota; Metazoa; Porifera; Calcarea; Leucosolenida; Sycettidae. Gene Ontology annotation, biological process: ubiquinone biosynthetic process.
CAAAACACUCUUCUUCUUGACUUUGUGUAUGUCGCAAUCAUGCAGGUAGCAAGGAGAAUUGGAGCUGUAGGACCUUCGUCCAUUCGCAUGCUUUCGUGCAGCUCGGCAAGAUGGGCAACGGAGGAGACCAAGAAUUUUUCCCGGAGUUUCGGCUUUACUGAAGUGAGCGAGGAAGAAAAAAUGGGCAAAGUCCAUCACGUAUUUUCGAAUGUUGCUGAAAAGUAUGAUUUGAUGAAUGAUGUUAUGAGCAUCGGAGUGCAUCGCUUGUGGAAGGAUAGGUUUGCCAACUUACUGAGACCUUCGUUCAGGUCUGUUCACCUUGAUGUGGCCGGAGGCACUGGUGACAUUGCUUUUCGAAUCAUGAACAAGCUGGUGCCUGGAUCGGACAACCAAGUGAUCGUGUGCGACAUAAAUGAGAGCAUGCUACGUGUUGGGCAGCAGCGGGCCACAGAGCAGGGAAUCCAGGACGACAGGCUGAAGUGGGUGCAAGGCAAUGCGGAGAAGUUACCUAUGCCAGACAGUAGUGUGGAUACAUACACGAUAGCCUUCGGAAUUAGAAACGUCACGUAUAUCGACAAAGCCUUGGAAGAGGCACACAGAGUGCUGAAGCCUGGUGGCCGGUUCCUAUGCCUUGAAUUUAGUCAAGUGGACAACCCGAUACUUGCUGAAAUAUAUGACUUCCACUCGUUCAAGGUGAUCCCUAUCCUGGGGGAGAUAUUUGCCCGAGAUCGGGACUCGUACCAGUAUUUGGUGGAGAGUAUUCGCCGCUUCCCUUCCCGCGAGCAGUUCUGCGACAUGAUGCGUGAUGCUGGAUUCCAGCAGGUGUCAGUGGAUACAGUGCAGUGUGGCAUUGCAGCCAUACAUUCCGGAUUCAAGUUUGCCGACGGAAAGUAGACGCAACAAGUGCGUGGAUGGUGGACCUGGCCUGCCGUAAGUGCUUACCAGUAUGCCUCCAACUACAAAUAGCCAAAGCUACAUAUACCUGCCUGAUGCAGGCAACGUGUGAACCAUAAUGGUGACAUAAUGGUGACACAGAAGAAGAUCAACAUCACAGUGCACCACCGUGAUCAAGUGCAGCAAGCAGUGCCAAGCGAGAGUUUCUGUUGGACUUCUAAAUUUUGGGCAGCUGAGGCUAUUAUUUGUUUCACUGCUUCAAACCUACACCGCGAGCCUGUGGGCACCGCCGUGAUGCAGUGACCAUUCCGAGCAGAACUGUCAAGAUGAGCUACCUCAAUACGCGGUCUCUCAUUAUGUUGACUUUGGUGUUCAAGUCAAAGUUCUACUUCAAAAAGAAGUACAUGUAAUCAUGAAGAGUUGAGCGCCUGACUGAUCUGUCCUGACCAGAAGACCAGAAGCCAAUGCACACAAACUCAUUACUCUGCCGAGUGUAGAU